AUGGCACUCUCAGUGGCACGUCUCGUACAACGUGAUUACGGCGAUGUAGGUGGAGAUGCUGCAAACAAAGCAAAACUGGACGCGGCAAUGAUCAUCUUCUAUGUUCUAGUUACCUUUCAGAGUUUAUCCGUCUUUUUCUGGAUACUUGUUAAUACAUCUCAGCCGGUGAUGUUGGUGAGCAAACGGUCCGGAUUUGGGGCUUGGGGUCCCAAAACUGUUAGGAGAUACUUGAAUAAAACCAGAGACAAGUAUCGGAAGGACGGGUUGUUGCCCAACAACUGGAACUUGAUCACAUUCAAUGUUGGGUUGCUGGAGUCUGCAUCUCAGGAUGACCGUCUAUGUGGAGCAAGGGUGUUAGAUACUUUAGUCAUGCAAGGUAUAACUAUAAGACAAGAGCUACUGUCUUCUAGCCAAGCAAUUCAGAAUCUGAUCAACAUGAUUGGCCUGACAAGAACAGAUAACCACGAGACCAGAGAGCGUGCCGCAAGGAUUGUUGCGGAUCUAGGAAGUGAGCUAUGUAUAACCCAGUUUCCGGAUCUACUUCGAUGCAUAUGCUGCCUACUUGAAAGCUGCAACCAAUAUAUUAAGCCAGAAGUUGCCCAUCCAUUCGUCGAAAAAAAACAAGUCAAGUUGCCCAAGACAAAAUCAUUGAUCCAGAUCAUAAAAGUCGCGUACAAGACUAGAUUGCUUUUAGUUUUUGGAGAAGGGUACGAGUACUCCUAUGUAUCGAAAGGAACCAAAGACACCAUCUCUCAAGGCCUGCUGAUUCUUGAGAGGCUCACACAAGACGAAGACAACUGUAUAGAGAUAAUCAAACACCAAAGGCUCCUCUCUAAGAUCACAUUACCAUUAAGCUACCAGGACCUACCCAGCCAUGGAUGGGACCAUACAUGGGCUGAGAUGCUAAGCAGGUCACUCACAGUUGUGAGCAGGCUUAUCAGAGCUGGACCUACAGAUGACACCAUAAGGCUGCAACAUGCUAUGUCGCGCAACAUGGUAGCUGUCCGCAAUUUGAUGCGUAUUUUGGAGGUUGACAGUGAAGAUGCCUUCUCCGAACUACAUGGGCAAGCGAUAGAAAUUCUUACAGAGCUGGCCUUUGAUGAUUCUUUCAGAAAACUAGCUUUUGAUGAAUCUACAAGCAUGACUGAAAUGCUCGUCAAGACACUGGGGCGCAUCUCCCUUGAGGAUGGCAACAACAAUGGUAUAGUGGCAAAAGAAGAGGAAGAGAAAGACAAGAGAGUGAGGAGAAAAGCAGGGAAAGCACUGGCGAGAUUAUUGCUUCGCGUCCCAAGUGCAAGAGAUAAUAGUGUUGCAUUGACUUCUGCACCAAAUGUUAAUGAUAUUUAUCUACUUCCCAAACAAGACAUGGUCAAUCUGUUGACCAAGGUUGUUAAUCAAAUAUUAUCUAGUAAAGGAGAAAAGGCUGCAGAUGUGGUAAUGCUGGCUGGUCCAAGCAAUGGUUUUCAUGUAGAAAUGAUUGUAGAAAGCCAGCCUCCAAAAGGUUUUGAAUCUGACACUAGACAGCCUUCCAUUCAGGAAACUGAAGAACAAUCUGAGGACAGAAAAAUGCUUAUGUCCAUGCUAUCCCUCACCAUGGCGAUAUGCAAAAAAAAUGUGAUCAGCGGAGAUGAUUUUACCCGUGCCAUCCCUGAUGAUGCAGCACUCGUGAAGAAGCUCAAGGAGAUAGUAGAACUGCUUCAGGAUGCCACGACUGGCGGCUGGAGAAUUCUGAAGCUUGUUUGUCAGGUGGUUAUAGCAGUGGUUCAGCUCAAACCCAGCUGUACCAGAGAGUUCAACAGACAUAACUUCAAGGAGGCACUGUCCAAGGCUCUUGCUACCAUGUCGGAUGUUGAUAACUGCAUGAUAUUUGCUGGCAAUGACCGUGAGGUGCCUGUCAGGUCUCUCGCUUCUCUUGUGGAAGAGGCACAGGAGCUCUUUGCACAAGAGCAGGGUGACAUAAUCUCUACCUGA
Aegilops tauschii subsp. strangulata is the source of this 1971-nucleotide messenger RNA. RefSeq lists its product as uncharacterized. The record is from RefSeq and is a predicted model, not a curated record. NCBI's taxonomy places the organism in Eukaryota, Viridiplantae, Streptophyta, Magnoliopsida, Poales, Poaceae.